Messenger RNA from Saitoella complicata NRRL Y-17804, 1025 nucleotides. RefSeq lists its product as uncharacterized. Lineage: Eukaryota; Fungi; Ascomycota; Saitoellomycetes; Saitoellales; Saitoellaceae. The record is from RefSeq and is a predicted model, not a curated record. Bases 1 to 888 code for a protein of 295 amino acids. The transcript is spliced from 2 exons.
AUGGCAUUCAACUCCAAGAAGUCACCAGCUGGCCAUACCAUCAUCAUCCCCUUCCCUCUGGAAGAGUACCUCCACCUAGCGCUCUCCACGCACAACUACAAACUCCUCCAACCGCCCAACUUCUUUCCCGAAGUAUUCCGCCGUGCCCCUACGAUCCGGUAUAUCUCUCUCUAUCAAGGCCGAAAAUGCAUGGAAGCAAUUGGGAAGACGGGCUUGGAGAAGUCGAAGGUGAUGGAUGUGCCCCUUAUCUGGGUGAAGUGGUUUAAGGGGUUAGUUGAGGAUUCGAAUAAGAGACGAGAAACGUUGACCGAGUACUUCGGCACGGCGACAGUGGUGUACAAUCCGGCACAUGAACCGGAGCCAGAGUCCCAGCUGGAGCAGAACGAAACACUCGUCGACCGACCAAACCCUCCGGAUAUGUGUCAGCGACUUUCAAAGCGAGAUAUGGACGCAUCUAUUCCGAUUACCAUCGCUCCCCUCACCAUCAAUACCACCUCAGCCCGCGCUUCCAUCGCUUCCCUCGCCUCCUCCUCCUCUACCACCUCUCAAUCCCCCUCAAGACCAAAACUCCGAAAAUCCGAUCCCAAACUUGCAAUGAAGAAGAAAGCAUCAUCCUCAUUACUACUGAAACACGCGAAUAACCUCGACCUCGACCUCGCGGACGUUGAACGUGAACUCGAAUCACUCUUCGGUGAUACACCUCUUGCCUCCCGGACCAGUCCCACCAGCCCUACCAGUACUAUAUCCACGACUACAAACUCGGCGAAUACGUCUUUUAGUGAUGGAGGAUGGAGUACCAGGGCGACUACACCGAUGGGGCAUGUCAGUGGGGGUGUGAGGGUAUCUGUUCCGAGAGCGGAGGAGUGGGCGGAGCUAAGUUUCUUCUAAGCUUGGUUGAAGCAGAUCGAGAAGCAUACAAUAGAACCGCAAGAAUAUCACUGCAUACCCAUUGCACUUAGUCAUACCAUACAUCACUAUAUACAGCCGGAACAUAUCACACACACACUCACUUGCUGAAAUCUACC